Messenger RNA from Podarcis lilfordi (Lilford's wall lizard), 13664 nucleotides. Lineage: Eukaryota; Metazoa; Chordata; Lepidosauria; Squamata; Lacertidae. The record is from the annotation of a GenBank genome assembly.
CUUCAGCCAGAAACAACCACUGCUGUCUCUGGGGGUUUGGCUUCCGCACCCUUGGGAACCCGGAAUCGGAUCAUCCUCAGCCAGGGAGACGUCAGCGUCAGAUUGAUCCCCAAUUUAGGAGGUUUCGCCAUGGGCUCUCCAGGAUUCCCUGUCCUCCAUGUUCUUCUGGGCUUGGUUUGGGCACAGCUGGGUGAGUUGGAUCAAAUACUUCCCAUCUCUUCAGCCUCCUCUGAACUUCCUGAUUCCUCCUCUGCCUACUGUGACUCUUCUUCCUUGGCUAUGAACAGCCCUUGACCAACCAAACAACUCUCAACAAAUGCGACAUCUCUGCAUUGUCUUGGGCUGCACAGUUUUUCUUGUCAGAGCUUGGGACAAAUUGCCCUAAAGUACACCUCCAACCUUUGCCCAAAGGUUGUUGUGUCCGUCCCAAACUAACACAACAAGCUAGACUUGAAUCUUCCCCUCUUCCACACACACCCCGCACAAACUCACAGGUAGUUCUAUCAGACCAUCACUUGUUGCCUUCUCUCGGUUUCUAGCAGCUUCCCGUGCCCAUAAUCUCACUAGGAUAUUUUCUUCCCCCAAAUUUAGGGGCAACUGACACAUACGUGAACAAUAUGACUGUGUGUGACUGUUUCAGCCAUUCUUUCUCUUUUUCUACCUCCCCGUGUUGCUCAAUCAGCUUUGUACUCAUUCUCAUUUUAUUUUGGGGAAGGAUCCUAGCUCAACAUUUUAACAUUUGCUUUGUAUUCAGAAUACCCCAGUUUCAAUCCUCAGCAUCUGAAGGCUGGGCUGGGAAGUAAGCUUGCCUGAAGCUACCAGUGACCGUCAACAAAACUGAGCUAGAUGAUUCUGUAUAAGGCAGUUUCCUAUGUUCCCGUGUUCAGUUUAAAAACUGCCAUUUAAAAACAUCAGCUUAAUUGCUUGCCUUGUUACUAUGCUCUAACAGAGGGCCCACAAAGACUCCCCUGGGUGCCAGCGGCUCGGCUUAUCUUCUCCCUUAGCAGAGAGAAAAGUGAUUGUGGGAAGAGGGUGAACAGGGCAGGAGCCCAACCUGAGCAGUAACCUUAAAUACAUUGCAUCGCCAGGUCUGAGGUGACAUAGACACUAUCCUUUUAAAUCACAUUCAAAGCACAUUUCCCCUCUCAAAGAAUUCUGGGAACUGUAGUUUGUUAAGGGUUGCUGGGAUUUGUAAUUCUGCGAGGGGCAAACUGCAGUGCCCAGAAUUCUUUGAAAAAGGUGUGAUUCCAAUGCGCGUAUAUAUUUCGUGUAUGCAGCCUGAGUCUCGGUGCUGUAGAUUGGAGAAUGUUUUGGGGCUGGCAGGGCAGGAAGCUGAGCAGCUAGCCUCUAACCCAGGGGCAGCCAACAUGGAAAUCUCCAGGUAUUUUUGGACUUCAACACCCAUCAGCCCCAGGCAGUAUGGGCAAUGGUUGGGACGAUGGGAGUUGUAGUCAGAUAACAUCUGGGGGGCAGUGGUGGUUAUGUUCUUCUGUGAGAGUUCCUGUUUUCCCCUUCAUUCACCUGGGGUGGGAAAAUUAGUCCAUCUGUGGCCACUACCGCUUGCUUUCAACAGGGCUGAGGCUUUCAAACAUCCUGUUCUCGCAGGAAGGUUUUGCUUAAGCAUAGUUCUCCUUCAGCUGGUGUGGUGGAUGCAGCUUUAACAUUUCAGCAGCGCCAGGUUUGAGACGGUGCCCUCCCCAACCUCUCACCUUCCAUUGUUGGUCCUGCAACACCCUCUCGGCUCCCAGUGCAGGCAAACUGGUUGCGCUCCCCUAAAUCUGCCUCUUAUGGAUUUAUUAGACCUCCUUUGAGACUCAAAAAAAAAAAGUGUCCCUAAGGAUUGAUUAGGAAACUGCGUCAUAAGGGAAUAAAUUACAUGUUCUCUAUCCCCUUGGUAACAUCUACAGUAGCAAAAUACACGAGACGCUGUUUCAAACUCCAAAUGGGGACAAAGACACCAUCUAUCCUUGUCCUGUCUAGGAUAUUGGUGGGUAAAACCAGGCAAUAAAACUGCUCUUCUGUACUCAGGUACUAUUAGAAAAAUAAAGAUAUGACAUCUGUUUGUUAGAAGCAGACCAAGUCAGGUCCAGCAAGCAUGGUGUAUAUGAGUCAUUAGCUGGUGUGUGUAACUCUUGAACAUCCAUUUCCGGUAAUACAGAGCAAGGAGAACUGACGUGUGUGUGUGCGUAACUGCGCUUGCGCACUUAAAAUUUUUAAAUGCUUACAUCAGUAUGACAGUUUCUAAAGCAGCCAGACCUCCCCACACCUUCCCUUCCAAUACAAAAAAACUCACCAUAGGACACAUAUCUUGUUUGUUUCCCCCCAUUAACCCACUAGCCCAAAACCCCAGGAAGAAGAAGAAAUGCCACAGCAACAUUUAUUUAGUUGGUCCCGAAUAAUCGGUGAUUAGGCAAGACCACCCACUGAUCAGAGGUAGCCUUGGGAGUUACAGGUACACUCACUUACCUGGGCUCAUUGUGUGACCGGUGUCUCACUAUAGUUUGAGUGGAGAAGCACCUGUACUCUAUCCUAACCCCACACUGGGGUGGGAGUGGGCAGGUUAGGACUGCAGCUUUUGUCUGCUAUGUCUCUUUCUAUCCCUUUCCAUCUUGUGAGAGAGGAAGGAACUCUAGAAAUGAUCUUUCCCUGACUUUGAUAGAAGCAUUCCAGCAGUACCAGCUGGGUGUUGUGGCCAUCAAUGCCAGAGGAUGGCACCAAUCCUACGUAAGAUAUUAGAUGCCUUCAGCAGGGCUGCGCUCUCUCUCACACACACACCAGAUUAAAUCUGAGGCCUGAUCUGGAGCUUUGGAAUGGCCCUGAUCUGACCCAGGAUGAUCAGGGACUGAGUGGAUCUCAGAAGAAAAUCUAUUGAGGGCCUUGCACAGCCAUGUGGUCAGGAAGGAGGGAGGCAAAGCUAUGCCUCUUCUUCUUCACUCCCCUUCCACCCACAUGCAGUGGGGAGCUAUAGAAGGAGGAGAUAAACACAGGCUUCCUGCACAUCUCCUUCUCCUUGCUCUCACUGCUGCCAGAAUGUCCUCACAUUUACAAAGCCCCCAAUUGCUCAGGGUUGACCCUAUCCAACUCAGGGCAAUCUGGGGUUACAUCAACCCAAUCCGGCCAAAUCUAAGGUCAACCCAAAUACAGUUAGCGUACCACUCUACCCCAUACCAGAGGUGUACGGUUUUUUACAUGUAAUGUUCAGUGAGUGCAGAGCCUGUACACUUGUGCGCAGAAGAUUUGAGCAGUACAAGUCAACAAGUGUAAACGAUUUCACCCAAACGCUUGUAUAUGUGUUGGGCCAGCUUGUAGUUGUAUUCAGUGUAAUGUGUGAACAAGCCUCUUGCCUUGCUGGAUUAGUCUAAGGUGAGCAAGCUAUGGGUCCUGGGAGUAAGCCCCACUUAACGCAGUGAAGCAGACUUUAAAGUAAACAUAGGUUGGAUUGCGCUGCAUCAUUCCAUCAUACCCAGUAUUCUGUCUCCAACAGUGACCAGCCAGAUGUCUCUGGAAUGAUCUGAAGCAGAUCUGUGUUUCUCUGCAGCAUCUGAUAGUCGACAGCCUUAGACAGAAUCACAGCAUUCUAGAGCUGGAAGGCACCCUGAGGGUCAUCUAGUCCAAACCUCUGCAAUGCAGGAAUCUCAUACAUGACAGGUAGCCAUUCCAACCUCUGCUUAAAAUCCUCCAAGGGAGGGGAGUCCACCACUUCUCUUGCGAGUGUGUUCCACUGUUGAACAACUCUUCCUGUCAGAUAGUCCUUCCUGAAGAUAAUGGUUUUGUUUUUAAGUGUCACCGUGGUCAUGAGCCCAGGCUGAUCUUGUGGCAUUAUCUCUCUUCUGAAGGGCCCAUCUCCUGAAAGUGACAAGCCAUUCAGGGCCAAAACAAACAUGCCUUGUGAGAUCUGUGAGCAGAUUCCACCAAACUGGUUUCCCCUCCAACCACUUUAAAACCACUUUCUGGUAGUGUGCACGAUCAGUGCAUUUGUGGUGAAGGAGAGCUUGUUUAACACACCUCUCCCCACCAUUUCUCAUGUCUAAAUUUCAUUAUCACCCAAGCUGCUAUCUACUGGGGAACCAAAGAGAGAAAAAAGACAAGUUCUUCUACUAUGCCUGUCUUUCUUCUGCUGCUGUAGCAAUAUUUUCAGCUUCCUUGGGGAAGGUAUGUCACUCAGCUAAUAGGACACCUGCUUUGCUUUCAGAAGGUCCCAAGUUCAAUCAGUGGCAUCACCAGGUAGGGCUCGGAAAGACCUCCAUCUGAAACCUUGGUGCUCCAUUGCCCAUCUGUGUAACAGAAAAUUCUAAACUAGAUAAGCCAACUUAUCAGGCUCACUAUAAAGCAGCUUCCUCUGUGUGGCAGAGGAGCAAAUUAGAUCAGGGGAAUGGCAUGGAGAAAAGGCUUAAAACCCACUCUCCCAGCUCCAGUGCCUCAAUCCAAUAAGUGUCCCCUGAAGAAGGCUUCCUUUUGUCUGUCCUCAGUGCACCAUCAAUCAGUUCGACUACAGAGCUACAUGUUCUAGCAUUCACUCUCACCAUUCUCAUCUGUUGCUCAGCUAGGUGAUUUUUCACUCUGGAUUUAAUGAUCUUACCGGGGGAGCGGGGGAGCUGUAGACCAAGUGGUGAACCUGUAGCCCUCCAGAUGUUGGACUACGACUCCCAUCAGCCUCCACCAGCAUGACUAAAGACCGGGGAGGAUGAGAGCUGGAGUCCAAUAACUUCUGGAGGGCUACAGAUUCCUCAUCCCAUCGCCUAGAAUUGCAGUCUUACUCCUUAGACACCCUGAGCAUUGCAUAAAUCAAUACAUAAAACAUUGGUGCCUUACUCUGCAAGGGCUCCCUAGGCAAUAUGUAAGAAAAGUGAUGAGAGGGACAUAAACUUUCUUUGAGAUGCAUAAAAACAUGCAUAAUCCAUGUGGAUUAGUGCUGCAUCCAUGCUGGGCAUCCCCUCACCAAUGCCCCAUACUGCUCACUACGCCACUCUCCUCCCUGCUCCCCCUGUUUACAAGUUACCAGACAGUGGGAGAAGAAAUUCUGAUGUUGUUGCUGCUGCUGCUGCUGCUGCUAAAUGGUCAGCAUGCCAGUCAACAUGCCACAUUGUGCCCUCCGUGGUUGUUUUUGCCUGGAUGGAAUGUGUCUUUCAACUUUGACAAUGCCCCUGGCAAAUCUAGAUGAAGGAUAGAGAGACAUAUGUUCAUCCAUGUAGAAAUUAGCAUACUGUAUUAAAGUAAAAUUAAUGUUGGUUGCUCCACCCAUUUUUCCCCUCUGGCCCUGCCCACUCAGGGCAUGUGGCUCCUGGAAGGUUGCCAAGAAGGAAAUGUGGCCCUUAGGUUGAGAAAGUUUCCCCUCCCCUAUGAUAUGUGAACUCUCAUGCACAGAUGAUCCCACCUCUAGGACACACAACGAUACUUGUGAUUCAGGGACGCUGACUGCUGUGGGGCUCAAAAUCAGGAGCCUGACCUAAUCUAUAGGUCAGUGGUCUUAGGGCAGGAUGUCAAGGGUCCCACUCUACAGAAUGAGUUUGGAAGGGGGAAAGCAGCAGGGCUGUCUUAUCACAUUUCCAAGUAAGUAAGGUAAUGUGCUUGACUGUUAAGUUCAAAGUCUACAACUGCCUAGUUGCAACACUGGUCCUAUGAAUUAAGUCAGGGUGGGGAAUCUGGGGACCUUGAGAUGUUUCUGGACUGCAGCUCCCAUCACCCCUGACAGUCGACCGUGUUGACUGAGGGUGAUGGGAAUGGGAGUCCAGCAAUAUCCAGGUUCCCCACCCCUGGAUUAGGAAUUGGCUUGUUUUACUGUUGGGGCUGCUGUUCAGAGGAGAGAUGUACAGGCAGUUUCAACAUGGGCAUGUACCAAGUGAAUCCAUCAGGUUUUAAGUCUGCAGCCUAGCCAAAGAAUCUCGAAAGGCUAAAGAGGAGAUCCACCUGAGACCUCAGAAAGUGCUAUCAGCAAGAUUAGAUAAGGCGGAACUAGUAAGGGUGAAACGUAACUUCAGAUAGUUAUCCUGUUUAUAGACAGACUCGAAGAGAUGGAAGGGACAUGUUCAUCCACAGAUACAUUAAGGCACAUGGUUAUGUCGGCAGAUGUGGCUGGAGCCAACCACACUCUCACACAUAUUAACACACACACAAACACAUGUACAUGCCCCCCAAUGCUGAUCUACAGGCACAUUAAUAUGCAUUCACACAUGCACAUGCACAUGCACAUGCACACUCAUACUUACACAAACUCAUGGGGAGAAAGACGCACAGGACUCUUAGAAAGGUAACUGAGAUUAUGGCCUUUCCUGUUAUUUGUACGCUUAUGAUCCAUAGGGUUGUGAAGUCUGAAAGAAAGAAAGAAGAAAACUGGAACAGCUUAGAAGACUGAUCUCUUUAUACUUGGCUGAAUUGGGAGCCAAUUAAAAGUUCCCUGUCUCGUCUCUAGAUAGUUUGGUGAUUGCUUUUGGAGACCUUUUUAUUUUUUUAACUCAAGGAAGUUGAUGAAGCUGCAGUUAGAAGUGGAAGGCCAGAAUAGGGGAACGGGGCUUCUGAACCCUUUCCCCUUAUGCAAUUUUUCCCCCCCCCCCCCCGUUUUUCCUGCCCCUGGGGAAAGUUCUCCAAAGAAGACGAAAACACCUUGGAGGGGCAAUUUUUGGUAGAAAAAUUAUGUGAAGCGAGAGAAUUAAGGAACCCCUGCUGGUUUUCUACUUCAAAUGGCAACAUCAGCAGCUGCAUUGGUUAAAAAAAAUAAAAGCCUAUCCCAAAAAAGAAUUGCGGAACUAUACAUAACAUGUAGUUUUCACCCUCAGUUUCCACCAGAUGGAUUCAACAGCACCAGCUGACUGCAGGAGGCUUAGAGAUGGGUGUUGAUUUCCCUACCAUGAGGUGGACUUUUUAUUCUGGACCCUUUUUCAUCACCAGCCAGUCAAGCAUCUGAUUGUUCUUUGAUAUGCUUUCGAGCCUUUACCAAUCAACAGGAAAAGAUUAAUUUCAAAGAAGCCUCAGCAUUGCGGUCUAGUUCACAUCUCUGCUUCCGUUUGAUUCCAGCUUCCUAGAUUAGUCACCUGGAGGUGGAGUGUUGCUUUGCCUGUCAGUAAUUCUCUGGGUGCAGAAACUGAUCAUGAGCAAAGCAAUCAUUAUUCUGACUUCGCAUGGCCCAGGACCCCCUCAAUUGCGGGGGCAAGGCAGCACAUGUGAGAUGUAUCCAAUGCUUCCCCUCCCUUGGUCAAAAAUGUAGUGCCAUUACUCACAUCACAGGCACCAGAACAAAAUUUUCUGCUGCUCAGGGCAGGUGAACCCCAUCACAAAAAGUACUGAAUGCAUAUAUAGUGGUUUUUAUUAGACCCUGUAAUCUAAAACAUUUUUCAAUAGUACUAUAAUUUUGCCUAAUUCCAGCUUUUCCACUAUUUAUUUAUUUAUUUAUUUGCAACUCAUGCUUGUAAUUUUUGAAGAAGAAAGCUUCCAAACAGUUUAACUGAUGCAUCUCUAAUACAAAUUUUGUGGGGUCACCUAAUAAUUCUCAGUAGCCUUAAACUAGAUUUCCCAGGAUUCUUUGGGGGAAGCCAUAACUGUUUACAAAGUGGCAUGAUACUGGCUUUAAAUAUACAGUGCAGGUGGGACUCAAGAUGGUGGUGGGAAUGCCCUGGGGAAACAUGCCAAACCUCUCUUUUCUCAAACCUCUCUCUUUUCUUCCUUUUCUUUUCAUAGGAGCUGUCCAAGCCCAGAGAGGUAAGAACCUUUUCACACCUUCUUUCAUAUUAUUUACUGCUGCUACUGUUUUAAAUAAAUGAUGCAAGCAGAAUAUGGGAGCCUGUGAUAAAGAAACUUUUAUUUAGGCUGUUCAGUUCCUAACAGUGAUAUAGCAAGGGGGCACCUGUUCUUUGAGGUUUCAAUUCCUUGACUGUAGUUCCUCCAGAUUCUUGCACCACUUACAGCCCCUUGUGAAACACUUCAGUUUCUACUUUCAGUCUCUCACUAUCAAGACACCCAGCCUUGUCAGGUGGUUGUAUCCUACAAGUGCUGACAGUUGCCCAAUGGUGGGGACAGGGAAGCUGCGGCCCUCCAGAGUUUUAAUAUUUUUUCUCAUAAUAUUAAAUCCUGCCUUUCACAAUGCCCCCAGUCGAGAAGUUUGUGGGGGGGUUUUAAACCCUAGUGGCUGCUGUUCUGUGUGUCUCAUGAUUCCACUGCUGUUUCUCCCCAGACUGUGGCAGCUGCUACCAGCUCAACCCAGGCACCAUUGCCGGCGUGGUGCUGGGAGAUCUGCUGCUGACUUUGCUCAUUGCAUUGGCUGUAUACUACGUGGCUGCCUGCAUCCAUCAACGCCAAUCAGCUGGUAAGGAGAGAAAAGCCAUUCUUACUGCAGAUAUUAAUAUUGUGCAGCUUGAAGCAAAUGGAUGCAUAAAAAAUGACUCAUUUUCAAAUAAAAAUUGUCCAGACUCAUAAGUAUUAUUCAAAGCUUUACUAACCAGAACUUAUUCAAAACAGGUAAAAAAAAAAAAAAUCAAUAAUGCAUCCAGAUAGUUCCCUAAGACAUAUACUUGUCCAAGCAUAGGCUCAGCAUCUUCUUAGAAAUAUAAUAACUCUAAACAAACCUAGAAUCAAAUGUAUUUCUCUCCUUACAGUCUCUGUUAGCCUGGAGCUGUAUUAUCUUCCAGAGAGACUCAUUUUCACAUCUUUUUCCCACUGUGUCCGGGAACAGAAGACCAAAGGCAACUCCCUUCAAAAUGGCAAUUUGCAACCAAAUACCUUAAUCACAUGAUCUAAGGUUAAACACCCAUGUGAAAGAGCAGUGAACAUCAACAUUUAGCCCAUCUAGAAGCUCAAAACUUUGUUUUAGCACACUCAAAUAGAAUUUCCGAUUGUUAAAACCCUUAGCAAUACACAUACAGGCAUUUUCCAUUUCUAUGUCAAUUAAAGAAUUGCACUUAACAAUUAUUGUUCCCUGAGCUUGGUUGAUCGUUCCCCUUCUGAAAAAACGGCGGAGGUUAACACUACAUGCAUAGAUGUGAACAAGGCAAGAAGCCUAUAAACCUGCUGCAUGGGUGUCCACUGAAUGCGCACGGGGAGUGGGGGAUUGUUCCUGCUGACCCUGCCCAUCUUCUCUGCAGUUUAGCAUAACUUGGGUGUAGAACCUAUAUAUGGAAAAUCUGUACAGCUUAUGCCAAAAGCAGAGUCCCAGCCACCUAGCCAUACAAGUUCAGUGUAUCUUGAUUGGAUAUGGGUACAAGACUAGAAACUAGAGCUGAGCAGAAAUACUGGGGUUGAGAACUGCGAAAUACUGCGAGGGUUGAGAAAAUCUCUGAGAUUCUUCUUUUUCUCACCCUACCCCUUAAGAAAAAGGAGGCCACUUUGCAGAAUUUUCUCCAAAUAUUCGAAGGUUUUUUUGGUGGUAGUCACCAUUCUCAUGUCCCCCACAAUGCCAUGGGGUGACAUUAGGUCUUAGGCAUUGGGAAGGAUGUCUUGGGGAGGAUGCAAAGCUGGCUGCCAGCAUAAUUACUACUGCUGAUGUCAUGGAAGGAAGGAAGGAAGGAAGGAAGGAAGGAAGGAAGGAAGGAAGGAAGGAAGGAAUUGUGCAAAUGUCGCUGCUAAUCAUGAACCCACUCCCAAGAAACUGUUGAAUGAUUUCUCCUCCUUACCUGCAAAAAAGAUUGUGGAGUGAAAUUGUCUCCCCAACUUCUGCUUUGUGCUAAUUUGCGUGCAUCUCUGCUAGAAACACAGAAAUAAACAGAUGCAAAGAAACUAUUUUCUCUCUACAAGUGGAAAAAGUAUCUUUCCCCAACAGAUAUGGGAAAGCAGUUUGGGAAGGUGAUUCUCUUUUUCUAAGCAGGCAAAUGGCAGGCUAAGAAAGGACUAACCAAUCCCUUCCAACUGUGCCACUGUUUGCAGCUCCUGAGCUUACUUUCCAUAACUCCCUUUAAUAGCAAAUGGACGUGGUGAGUGGCAGAACUUGGUGUCUCAUAUUUCAGUGGCGCUCCGUGUAAUGCCAAAAUCCAGUGCCCUUCCCCGCCUCUCAUCUUCCAUUGGAGUAAUAGUGGCAGAGCUGCUCCGGUGCCCCAGAAACUCUGUGCUUGAAGUGACUGCUGGAGUCGUGCUCCCCAAGAGCACCUCUGUGGCUGGAGUCAAAAGAGGACCACAGCGAGUUUGUGAGAACCAGAGGUUUGCAGACACAAGCAAGUAAACAAGCAGACAAUAAAUUGCAAUGGAAGAGGAAACAGACUAAUGCAGACUGAGCACGCUCAGUAGCCACAGGAUGUUACAUGUUAAUUGGAACGGGGGGAAAUGGAAAAGGGAGGAUGGAGGAUGGAAUGGAGCAUCCUGGAGAAGGGCUUAGCUGGCUGUGACAUGUAAAAGUGUCGGUUUCCUUUUUUAAAGCCAAGGAAAAGACUUGCAGAACUCUGCCUAGCUUCUAAUUUGGCCUUCUCAGCUUGCAGCCGGAGGUUUUAACUGAACCCUUUUAACCACAAACUUUAACCAGCAUUACACCCUUCCUCCCUUGAGCAGGGAGGACAAAGUAACCUCAGCUCCCACCUGCUGAGGCUUUUUUGCCUCUCUAUUUGCCUUUGAAGAACAAGACUCCGGCAGGGGAGGGUUAGAAACUUCAGAGCGAUCCUAGUUAUUCUUGGCCAGCCAUUUGUAGGACCCUGAAGCAAGUUUUAGCCAAGAUAUUGUCAUGCUAGCUCAGAGGCACCGGCUUGUGAGGGUGAUUGGGGGGGCACUAUUGCACGUGUGACGUCACACAUGUGCAACAUCCUGAGGUCAUCGGGAAGAGCAAGACACUGUGGUCACACGGCUCCUCCUCUGCCUCCUCCUAGCGCUGCCACCGGCGAGAGGCUGCCUCACCCCUUCUUCCCUUCAUGGAAGGUGGAGGAACAGAAGGAAGCAGCCGCUGGAGUUAUGCUUCCUCUCUCACCACAGUCUCAACGAAAAUCCCCCCACUGUGUGAACUAGGGGUUUUCAUUAUAAGGUGCCUAGCAUUCAUGAGAGGGGAGAGGUUAUUUACCUCAGGACCAUGGUGGGGAGGACCUUCCUCCUGCAUAUCUGAUGAAAGUUGAGGUGAUCCCCCAUAGCAACUUUUUUUAAAAAAAUGGCCCUUCCGGUGAAUCUUUCAAUACCGUAUCUCCUUUCACCUUAGGGGGUGUGCUGGGCAAAUAUCUGAGAGGAAUGGCUCACACUAAGAGCUUAUUCACACUUCUGCUUAUCCCACAGCUAGAAAGCCUGGCUCCUUUCCCAGGGAAAACCUACUCUUUAGCUUUAAAUCAGAACAAACAGCAUUAUGCAGAAUACCCAAGUGGAGUUUGCUCUGAUUGAGAGCUAAAGAGCGGUUUUCCCGGGGGCGGCGGGAAGCAGCAGAACAAGAGGAUGUGUGGAUAAGCCCUCAGACACGUAACUGACAAAUGUUGAUAUAACUCUCAAAUACCAGAGUCUCGUUUAUGCUUGAAAAAUAGCAUCUAUGUCAGCCUGUCAUCCUCCAGCUAUUUCACCCAAAACAUACAGAGGGUGACGGGUUAGCAGCACCUGAUCUACACAGAUGGAAUAAGAGGCAGAACUGUUUCUCUCCCACAUGCAAACACUUAUUUUUCUUCUUCUUAGGAGACCUAAAGAACCCUCCUCAUGAGUCCCCAUAUGAGGUGAGUGUGACCAUGUGAUUCCUUGCUUUGACCCUGAGGCCUACUGAGCAGGCCUGUUGUGAUGAGCCAAGCCGUUGCCAUGACGAUGAGCCCUGAAUCAUUGCCACAAUGGGAAGGCAAACCAAGGCAUUAUACCCUGAUAGGUUGAAUGCUGGUGUGCGUGUUAAUCUGUUUUUAGUUUAUUGCUGUUUUUAAUUUUUUCCCUAUUUUCAAUAGCUUAAAAAAAAAACAUUUUUAUUGAUAAUUUUACUAUUUUUUGUAAACCAUUUUGAGGUUUUUGUUUUGUUUUGUUUUUUGCCGUCCAGCAGUAUAUAGACUUUAUGAAAUUUAUUUAAUUAAUAAAUUAUAGUGCCAGGGCAGAAAAUCAAAACGGAGCAUGCAUAUGCACAUAGCGGUCAGGGUUGCCUCCAAUUCGUUGCCCAAAAAAUGAGGAAAUGCAUGUCCAGAAGGGAAAUCACAGUCAGGUAUAAAAUUUUCAUGUAGUAAUUUAUAUGUAUGUAUCCCAUAGGGUGUGCAGAUGGUGGCCAGGUCUCCUGCCCACUGUAAAGUCCCCUUACUCUCCAUUCUUAGCAGCAAAUUAUCAAAAAGAAGAUUCAUUCAGACAGAGGACCAAAGCCCCUUCCACCCCCUAUAAUAGACAUCCCUGUCCCAGCUGCUGCACUUCUGACAAAGGAGAAGAAAUGACUAUUCAGCCAGCCAAAUAAUGAAGAUAUGCCUUGAAACUCUGCUUCUUUCUUCCCUUACAGGAGCUCCAAGUCCGUGGGGUGGAUAUUUACAGUGACCUCAAAAAUCCCGGCCCUGGAACCUACAAAUAGUCUUCCUUCUCUGUGUUGCUCUUUUGAGCUUCUACGUACAGUGGUACCUCGGGUUACAUACGCUUCAGGUUACAUACGCUUCAGGUUAAAGACUCCGCUAACCCAGAAAUAGUGCUUCAGGUUGCUUCAGGUUAAGAACUUUGCUUCAGGAUGAGAACAGAAAUCGUGCUCCGGCGGCGCGGCAGCAGCGGGAGGCCCCAUUGGCUAAAGAGGUGUUUCAGGUUAAGAACAGUUUCAGGUUAAGUACGGGCCUCCAGAACGAAUUAAAUACUUAACCUGAGGUACCACUGUACAAGAUUGCUGUUCAGUUUCUCCUCUUCAGCAGGCCUAUUCAGAAGUUGUACUUUAAGGAGAGCUUUCUAACUGUGAACUUUCAUUUGCUUCUUCUCAAUAUAGAACUUCCUCCACAGAGAUCGUCUGCUCUAUUUUUGUGGAGCGUGUUCUGUCCCGUCCCCACCCACCUACCCACAUGCAUCAAUUGCAACAUGGUCAGAACUGCUACGAGUUGAGACACAAUGCAGAGCUCUUGGUGGGAGGGGAUUGGGACAUGUGAGCCCACCUUUCUUCAACCAGGACCCCCUUCUUCAAGCAUAGAAACUCUGGCUGGUGGCCAAAUCCCAGGUAAUGCUGUGUCAUGCAUAAGACUAGAGGAGAAAUCCAUUUCGGCUGACAUUUAAAGGCCAACUUACCUAAUUUCAGAAACCAUGCAUGAAUGGAAGCAAAGCCCUCCUUUGAAAUUUGCACUUCCCCAAAUUUGGCAAUGCAGUUCUCCAGCCAAAAAUCCAUAUAUAUGAGGAAGCCAUCCAUAUAAAUGCAUAUAUUUGUGAAAAUGACGCACAAGCAUGCAUGAUACUAGCUUUGCAAAAGUGGGCAUCUUAGGCAAAAUUGCAUACCAAAAAAAAAUCUAUUCAAAGAAAUGUGCACUAUGAUGCUGAUGUAUUUUCAUGAGGACUUAUAAAAAAUAAUUUGCAAACCACCUAGCAGCUGAUGUGUGGGGUAGCACUACAGCAGCUGCCGUUUUCCUGUGCAUUCUCCAGCCAGCUCCAGAGCGUCAUGGAGAAAGAGCCAGAGAGCAGGGGGAAAUGGACAUUCGGAAGCAUUUUAGAGGGCACUCCCCAAUUUUCAUGAUUUUGCUUAUGAGCGUGGGGGCCUGCAAGGUAACCCCAGUGCAAAUGGGGGAUGCCUAUAUCAAAUAUGCCAAAUAUAUAUUGUAAAAAAUGCAGUGUAAUUAUUCCAAUAAAUAAUUAAACAAAUCAAA